Cornus florida is the source of this 2295-nucleotide messenger RNA. Its product is annotated as MACPF domain-containing protein CAD1. The coding region runs from base 278 to 1996 and encodes 572 amino acids. The record is from RefSeq and is a predicted model, not a curated record. Lineage: Eukaryota; Viridiplantae; Streptophyta; Magnoliopsida; Cornales; Cornaceae. Gene Ontology annotation, cellular component: plasma membrane. Gene Ontology annotation, biological process: plant-type hypersensitive response; regulation of salicylic acid mediated signaling pathway. The transcript has 6 exons.
GUUAGUACUAAGAAGACCAGUCCACCACCAAGAAUCGCGUACACACACAAGAAAGCGCGUUUUACAGACAUUAUUACAGUCAAAAGCCAGCCUUAGAAGAACAACCAACAAAGUCCAAAGUCUAACCUCUACCCCACCACACCACAACCAACACCAACACCCCCUCAAAAUCAAACAAAACUAGAGACACCCACCUUGUUUUACCAUCAGAAUGAAGCUCACAACCCACCAAAUCCUUCCUCCUUCUCUCUAUCCCCAAUGAAGGAUCGAUUCAUCUAUGGAAGACCCAACAACAACAACAACAACAACAACAACAACAAAGAAUCCGAUUUCAGAUGCUUUGACCACCACUCUCUGCAACUCAAUCCAAGCACUGGGUCGAGGUUUUGAUGUCACCUCUGAUAUCAGACUUCUCUACUGCAAAGGGGCUCCUGGGUCUCGCUUAGUUCACCUUGAGGAGGAAACAACCAGGGAUCUUGUGGUGUCUGAUGCCCUUGUUGUUCCAAAUGUCUCUGUUGAUAUUGACUGCUCUAGUGGGCAGAGUUCCUCUGAGAUCAUCCCUGUCUGUACCUUUCAUGAGAUGUCAAAAUACUUCAAUACGAAGUCGAAUAUAUCAGGACAUAUUCCACUCGGUAGCUUUAAUGCCAUGUUCAAUUUCACUGGCUCCUGGCAACUUGAUGCAGCAGCUACAAAAACGCUUGCGAUGAUUGGACAUGUCAUCCCCUUAUUUACUGUUGAAUUAGCAAAACUAGAUUUAGUCUUGCAAGAAGAAAUCAAGCAUGCUAUUCCAUACUCUUGGGAUCCUGCAUCCUUAGCAAGCUUUAUUGAAAAUUAUGGCACCCAUAUUGUUACCUCCGCAACAAUUGGUGGAAGAGAUGUAAUUUAUAUCAGGCAGCAUCAGUCAUCUCCUUUGUCAGCGUCAGACAUUGAGAACUAUGCCAAAGACAUAGGAGAUCAAAGAUUCUCAGACUUGAAAAGCCAGACGAGUGCUGGCCUCUUCAAAUACAAGGAUAAGGAUGUUACAGUUAUUUUCAGAAGAAGAGGGGGUGAUGAUCUUGAGCAAAGUCAUGCCAGGUGGGCAGAGACUGUACAAACGGCGCCAGAUGUGAUAAAUAUGACAUUUACUCCUAUUGUUUCUUUGCUUCAAGGGGUUCCUGGAAUAAAGCAUUUGGCUCGUGCUAUUGACUUAUACUUGGAAUACAAGCCACCUAUUGAGGAUUUACAAUAUUUCUUAGAGUUUCAAAUUGCUCGAGUUUGGGCUCCAGAACAGAAUAACCUUCAAAGAAAGGAGCCCGUAUGUCCAUCCCUCCAGUUCAGUUUGAUGGGUCCUAAGCUUUAUAUAAGUCCAGACCAGGUAAUUGUUGGUCGUAAGCCAGUCACUGGACUUAGACUCGGCCUUGAAGGAAGCAAGCACAACCGACUUGCUAUCCAUUUGCAGCACCUGGCGUCUCUUCCAAAAAUCCUUCAGCCCCACUGGGACUCGCACAUGGCCAUAGGUGCACCCAAGUGGCAAGGUCCUGAGGAGCAGGACAGCCGAUGGUUUGAACCCAUCAAGUGGAAGAACUUCUCCCACGUGAGCACUGCACCGAUAGAGCACACUGAGACAUGCAUUGGAGAUCUCUCUGGAGUUCACAUUGUCACGGGGGCUCAGCUUGGUGUUUGGGACUUCGGUGCUAAAAGUGUGUUGCAUCUCAAGCUUCUCUUCUCCAAAGUACCCGGAUGCACAAUAAGGCGCUCUGUAUGGGACCACAGCCCGUCCAACAUGUCUGCACAAAGGCAUGAUGGUGCUUCUGCAUCGCUUUUAAACGACAGAACCGAGGACAAAAAGGGGGAUGGUUCAGGCCAUACCGGGAAACUGGCGAAAAUCGUGGACAAGACCGAAAUGUCGAAGGGGCCUCAAGAUAUUCCGGGCCACUGGUUGGUUACGGGGGCUAAGCUUGGGGUAGACAAGGGAAAGAUUAUGCUACGCAUAAAAUACUCCUUAUUGAACUAUUGAUAGAUCAACUCUGUUGUUGUUGUUUUACCCCUCUACUAGAAAGCAUAGUUAAGCAUUCUUUGCACAGGCCACAUUUUCUUUGUUGUUGUGUCUCUUCUGUACAUUGUGUUCAUUAUUUUCUCUAUUGUUUUUUGUUUCUUUAUAUAUUUUUUUUGUUCUAUUUAGUUGAUAACAGAUUAUAGUUCAUUGCAGCUCUUCUCUUCUGGAUUUUGAUUAAAAUUUUGUUUUUGAAGGACAAGCAUCUGUUAAAUAAUGAAGUAUUUGACUUGUUCAAAUUUAAAUGUAGUGAUUUUUUGAUA